Musca domestica (house fly) is the source of this 962-nucleotide messenger RNA. It is a transcript of the gene snf, whose product is annotated as U1 small nuclear ribonucleoprotein A. Gene Ontology annotation, cellular component: U1 snRNP. The transcript has 2 exons. NCBI's taxonomy places the organism in Eukaryota, Metazoa, Arthropoda, Insecta, Diptera, Muscidae. Bases 124 to 774 code for a protein of 216 amino acids. The record is from RefSeq and is a predicted model, not a curated record. Gene Ontology annotation, biological process: mRNA splicing, via spliceosome. Gene Ontology annotation, molecular function: U1 snRNA binding.
GGAACAAUGUGAGAAAUGAAAAAAACGGCGUGAAGAAGCAAAGCAAACGAUUAGGAAAUUUUUUUGUAUCGAGAAAUAAAUAAAUAUUUCCCGCAAAAAAGAGUUUAGUUAGAAUUCCCAAUCAUGGAUGUGCGGCCCAAUCAAACGAUAUACAUUAAUAAUCUCAAUGAGAAAAUCAAAAAAGAGGAGCUAAAGAAGUCGCUGUACGCCAUUUUCUCCCAGUUUGGACAGAUCUUGGAUAUUGUGGCGUUGAAAACAUUGAAAAUGCGUGGCCAGGCAUUUGUUAUUUUUAAGGAGAUUGCCAGUGCGUCCAAUGCGCUGAGAACAAUGCAAGGCUUUCCCUUCUACGAUAAGCCUAUGCGUAUUGCAUAUGCCAAAACAGAUUCGGAUGUGGUGGCCAAGAUGAAGGGCACCUUCAAGGAAAGACCAAAGAAAGUUAAACCACCCAAGCCAGCGGCGCCGGCUGAAGAUAAAAAAGACAAAAAGAAGAAAACCACCAAUGCUGAGAACUCCAAUCCUAAUGCUCAAAGUGAACAACCACCAAAUCAAAUUCUUUUCCUUACAAAUCUACCUGAGGAGACAAACGAGAUGAUGUUGUCCAUGUUGUUCAAUCAAUUCCCCGGUUUCAAAGAGGUCCGUUUGGUGCCCAAUCGCCAUGAUAUUGCUUUUGUGGAAUUUGCCACUGAACUACAGAGUAAUGCUGCCAAGGAAGCUUUGCAAGGCUUUAAGAUUACACCGUCGCAUGCAAUGAAGAUAACAUUUGCUAAGAAAUAGUUUAAGGAACACUUCAGAGUCUUAUGUGUAAUUGCUUUCUGAUACCUGGGAUGCUCGAAAUGCUUAAUGCUUCGCAGCUCUUCGGAAUCGUAUUUAUAAUUUAGGUAAACGAGUUUUUUUUUGUAAGACAUUUACAAAGUAUAUGAAGGAAAAUAUACAAAGAAAAUGGAUAUCAAUUAUUUGAAUAA